Molecule: messenger RNA, 365 nt
Organism: Prorocentrum cordatum
Lineage: Eukaryota; Dinophyceae; Prorocentrales; Prorocentraceae
Source: the annotation of a GenBank genome assembly
AGCUCCGCCGCUGCGGUACGGCGAGGGGUUCCGCCUCCGCGCCGCGGGAGUCCGGGGGCUUUACCUCGCGCACCAAGGCGGCGCCCCCCGCUGGGUCGCCGCGCCGCCGCCGGCUGACGGCGGGCCGCUCCACGAGCCGCCUCGCGGCUCGCGCUUCGCCGCGCACGGCGGCGAGCUAGGAUCCCCGCUGCUCUUCGGGCGGCCAGUGUCGCUGCUGCGCGUGGCGUCGCCCGCGCUGGACACGGACAGCGAGGCGAGCAGCGACGGCAGCUCCGACGACGAGGGCGGCUGCGCCGGCCACGCCGCGGCGGAGCAGCGGCCCCGGCGGCGCGGCCGCCCAGAGCGCGCGGCCAGCCCGCAGGCCG